Malaclemys terrapin pileata is the source of this 4958-nucleotide messenger RNA. It is a transcript of the gene SIK1, whose product is annotated as salt inducible kinase 1. Lineage: Eukaryota; Metazoa; Chordata; Testudines; Emydidae. The coding region runs from base 145 to 2541 and encodes 798 amino acids. The transcript is spliced from 14 exons. Gene Ontology annotation, molecular function: protein serine/threonine kinase activity; ATP binding; tau-protein kinase activity. Gene Ontology annotation, cellular component: cytoplasm. The record is from RefSeq and is a predicted model, not a curated record. Gene Ontology annotation, biological process: protein phosphorylation; intracellular signal transduction; microtubule cytoskeleton organization.
GCCAGAGCGCGCGGAGGCAGCCGCUGGAGCAGUAGCGCGGCGAGAGCCGGGGAGUGGGGAGCCCCGCGCGCAGGUUCUAGGCUGAAAGAGGAGCGCUUAUGCAUACCUUCUAAAUAUUGCUUGUUGCCCACCAAAAUCUAAGCCAUGGUGAUCAUGUCAGAUUAUACCUCUGUUCCCACUCCAAAUCAAGCCCAGCGAAGGCCUCUCCGGGUUGGAUUUUAUGAUAUUGAGAGGACCUUGGGAAAAGGAAAUUUUGCAGUGGUAAAGCUGGCCAGGCACAGAGUAACCAAAACGCAGGUUGCAAUAAAGAUUAUAGACAAAACAAGAUUAGAUCCAAGCAACCUGGAGAAAAUUUAUAGAGAGGUCCAGAUAAUGAAGCUUUUGAACCACCCCCACAUUAUCAAGCUGUAUCAGGUUAUGGAGACAAAGGAUAUGCUUUACAUUGUUACUGAGUUUGCAAAAAAUGGAGAAAUGUUUGAUCAUUUAACUUCCAAUGGACACUUGAGUGAGAGUGAAGCUCGAAAGAAGUUCUGGCAGAUCCUUUCUGCAGUGGAAUACUGUCACAGCCAUCACAUAGUGCACAGGGAUCUCAAAACUGAGAACCUUCUGUUAGAUGCUAGCAUGAAUAUCAAGUUAGCAGACUUUGGAUUUGGAAAUUUCUACAAAUCAGGGGAGCCCCUCUCCACUUGGUGCGGAAGCCCACCUUAUGCAGCCCCUGAGGUUUUUGAAGGCAAGGAAUACGAAGGACCUCACCUUGAUAUAUGGAGCCUUGGUGUGGUGCUGUAUGUCCUAGUUUGUGGCUCUCUGCCUUUUGAUGGACCCAAUUUACCAACUCUGAGACAAAGAGUGCUGGAGGGACGAUUCCGCAUCCCCUACUUCAUGUCCCAAGACUGUGAAACACUAAUCCGACGGAUGCUAGUUGUGGACCCAACUAAACGAAUAACCAUUGCCCAGAUAAAGCAGCACAAGUGGAUGCAAGCAGACCCUUCUCUCCAGCAGCAGCAAUCUUUGUCCUUCUCCAUGCAGAACUACAACUCUAACCUGGGUGACUACAAUGAGCAAGUCCUUGGGAUCAUGCAGACUCUUGGCAUUGAUAGGCGGAGAACAGUUGAGUCUCUACAAAACAGCAGCUACAACCAUUUUGCUGCAAUUUAUUAUCUUCUCCUGGAGCGCCUCAAGGAGUACCGAAACAACCAGUUGUCCAAUCGUCCAGUGACCAGCCGUCAGCAAAGACCAAGGAGCUCUGAGCUCAGCAACAUUGAGAUGCCUCAAGACAGCCUUUCAAGUGAAUCCCUGAGAUCAUCUCUGCUUUACCAUCAACCUCAGAACUUGAUUCAGUCAUCCUUGCAAGCAGAAAUGGAUUGUGACAUGAACAGUCCAUUACAGCCAGUAUUCUUUCCUGUGGAUCCCAACUUCAAUGGUCUCUUCAGGAAUCGCUCCAUUUCUCCCAACAGUUUGCUAGAAACCACCAUUAGCGAGGAGGUGAGGCAGGAGAAAGACCUGGAGGAGGAAAUCAAGGCCUACAACCCUCUUCACCUUCCCAGCAACACCAGCAGGAGGCAUACGCUGGCUGAAGUCACCACUCAUUUUUAUCCGUGUACCCCUCCAUGCAUAGUCAUUUCCUCUUCAACAAGCCCCACAGAAGGAACUAGUUCAGACAGCUGCCUCACCUCAUCUUCAAACAACAGCUCAGUGGCUCUGAGCAGCUGUUUGGCAGAUCAAGUAAUGACUGGUAACCCAGCCACAGCCAGGAUGACAUCACCAUUUCUGACUUCCCAAUCUGACACUCCAGGGCUGCAAGCCCAGGGCUGCAUGGGAGGUGCUUCUCUGCUGCCUGUCAGCUUCCAGGAAGGAAGACGUGCAUCUGAUACCUCAUUAACUCAAGGCUUGAAGGCAUUUAGACAACAGUUACGAAAGAAUGCUAGAGCCAAAGGUUUCCUUGGGCUGAACAAAAUCAAGGGCUUUGCUCGCCAGGUGUGCCAGUCUUCAUCCACUCGGGCAGCACGCAGUGGCAUGAGCCCUUUCCAGCAUUCUCAGCAGAACACGUGCAUGUACAGCAAUGGAGGAAGCAGCAGAGAAGGCCGAAGCCUGCUAGAGGAGGUGCUGCAACAGCAGAGAAUGCUCCAGUUACAGCAUCACCAGUUGAUCCAGCCAACAUGUCACCAGUCCUCUCGGGUGUCUGCAACACACUGCAUCCUCUCUCCUGACAGUACAGACACUUACAAAACAUCUAAAACUCUUCUGCUGUCAGAGCUACAAAGGGAGAACUCAUUUGAGCUGGCAUUUGGUGGCAACACCCAGCUGCUCCAACCUCACCUCUUUGGAGUCAGUGUCUCACCAGCGUCUUCAGCUGCUCAUCUUCUAGACACCCAGUUGUACAUCAGUAGCAAUGUCUCUCCGAUCACCAACAACAACUUCUCUCAGCAACAGAAUUUCUCUGUGCAGUCUCCGAGCUACGAUGCUGUCACUUUGCAGAAUGGGGACUGUGAAAUGGAGGACCUCACUUCCAGCCAGCUAGGGAAAUUUGUCCUGGUGAAAUGAGAGCUCCUGCUGUUGUAGCUCACACAACUCUUUUAUUUCUGCAAAGGACUUCCACCAUCGUUCCACAGCAUUAGAGUUCCAUGGAUGGCUUGUGGCGUGUGGAUGAGUGACUCUCAGAAGCAAUAAAUUUUGAAGUAUGUGAAGAGGCUGUCUGGUUCAGAAAGCUAACAACUUUAUAGAACUGAAACAAGCAAUAUGUAUGUCUUUUGGCUUCUAUUAUUCUUGCACUGAACAAAUAUGAAUAGAAACUGAAAAACGUUUUUGAAGAAAAAUAAUGAAGGGUGAAAUGAGGGGUGGGUAGGGGGUGGGAGCAGGGAUGGAUGAGGCCGGGUAGAACACUUUGGUACUGUACUCAAGUCAGACCAAUACAGCUCUGCUGUUAUGCAAGACUUUUAACAGCUGUCAGUAGUGGUGACACAGCAGGGAGAGGCUUUUCAAAGAAGGGACCAGAGCCUCCCUUUUUCACAAUAUUCAUUUAUGGGCUUGUGAAGCUGAUUACCUCUUAAAAAACCAAUGGCAUGCAACAUUAUGCAUUGAUAAAAUUAAAAAUGGAAGCAUUGCCAUUUGUUUUUGUUUAGUUGAUACUCACUUUAAAGGAACCAACACCUCCUCCCUAAAAACACUUAUGCUUUAAAUGAAAACUGUGAACUUCUUGCUUGAUAUAUCAGCUAGAACAGCUAAAAAAAGUUCUAAUUGUUAGCACAGAAGCAAUUAAUCUCUCUUGGAAUUUUAUCCCCUGAUAUCAUGAUCCAAAUUGUGUAAUGUCUUUUUUGUUUUUGUUCUAAAUCUCUAGGAAUCUUUUCAUAAUGUUGUCUAAGUUGUUUUCCCUGUAUUCCUGCAGAGGCACUGGGAUUGAAAUUAAUAAAACUGGGCUGUGGGGUGGAACUGUUUCUUUCAAAAAGCCCCCCAGAUGUUGCCUUUGAAGUUGCCUGAGGGAUAUUUCUUAGUGCUGCACAUUUUAUUUCUGCUGCUAAUUACAUUUUUACGCAUUUCAUUAUCAGGGUCCAGCUAGAACUGACUCUUGGGAAACGUGCAAUAUCGAGGUUAUAAUUGUACAAAGACAAAAGGAAUAGGCUAGAACAGAAUUCUACUCUAAAGGAGUACGGCUAUUUCUGAACAAAACUAUCAAAACUGAGUGAAACAGCACAAUCUUUGGGUGUUCGUUUUUGGUUUUUUGGUUUGUUUUUUUUUGGCAUAUUAUCAAUGAGGUUUUUGGUUAGGUGUUUAUGUAUGGUUUUUAAUACUGUAUAUGUGUAUAAAUAGGAAGCAGAAAACAAUAUAUACACUACUUAUUUUUUUAUACUUUGUAAUAUGCUUUUAUUGUGUUUCUGGUGUAAACUCCCUCUCUCACAGAGCGUGACUUAUGUUGGUGUCAAUGGAAGUUCGUGUGUAUAAAGGGGAUAAUAGACCACAACCUCCUACAAGAAUUGGUGGGGUGAGGGUUCAGCUGUGGUAGCAGGUGAGCAAGCAGUGAGCCAGCUUAGCCAAAAGUUACCAUCCGAAUGUCAGAAAAAUAGUUUCAUUCUAUCUAAAUGCUUAAAGGACCCAGCUCUUUAGUGUGACACAGGGUGCCUUCAAGUUACCUUGGCUUCGUGCAACCUGCAGUAUUACACGUUCAAACAAAAACCCUACUUUAUAUUAAAAAAAAAAAAAAAGCCAAAGAUCAACCAGGUUAAUUGGUUUGAGGGGGAAGGGGUCAAGGUGUUAUGUGGCUCAGUGUCUGUGGCUUUUCAUAAAUUACCUUUUUAUCUGUGUACAGUAUUUGCGUGUCUGUAUUGAUAUAUCCCUAGCUUGCUGCUGCUAUGUGGUCUGGAAGCUUCAAGGUGUCGGGAAAUUACUUAGAUUGAAUCUUCGACUGGUGCCUUGCAGCAGAGAAAACACCAAAGUCUCAUGCUAAUUUGCAACGUGUUUGUUUUUCUUUUUUAAAGGGGGAGAGGGAGGAGGGAGAGGAGACGCUAGCUCAUCACAGAGCAGCAACUUUGCCAUCAUUGUCUCAUGAGCUAGCACACAUACUUAAUGCACAGAAUUGUUUUCUUUUCUACAUUUGUUUUAAUGCCAUAGAUCAAAGGCCACAGAAAGUCUUUUGUUUCCUGUUCUAAGCAAUGACAAGCACUUUACUUUCAUAGGUUUUUCUGUUUGUGUUUCCUUUUCCAAUUGCUGUAGAGCCUCUUUGGAAUUAUUCCUGGUCAGAAAGAGGUCACUUUUAAUGUUUGGUUUUUGUAGAUAUCUUAGUGCUGUUCGGCAGACUGCAAUGCAAUAGGCUAUUUAAAGACACUAUGUGAUUGGUUUAAUUAAGAUGUAUAGUUUAUUUUUUACCAUGACUGAACAGAUCAUUUUAUUUCUUAUGUUAAAAUGAGAAAUGGACACCAAAAUGAUUGAUGUGUUAUUUAAUAUUUAAAUAAAAAUGUUUUAAAAGA